Messenger RNA from Anisakis simplex (herring worm), 261 nucleotides. The record is from the annotation of a GenBank genome assembly. NCBI's taxonomy places the organism in Eukaryota, Metazoa, Nematoda, Chromadorea, Rhabditida, Anisakidae.
AAGUUGAAUCAACUGGGCAUCACAAGCGUUAUUGAUGCAACAAAUAUUCCAAGUAAUCCUCAAUAUCAAGGGAUUGAAUAUCUCAGAACACCGUUGGAUGACGAUGUUAUCUCAAAUAUAACGCAAUAUUUCGUCAAAGUUGCUGAUUUCGUUGAAUCAACCCGAUCAAAGUCUUGGAAUGUAGGCUUGAAUUCUGGUGAAGAACCUCUGAGUGCAUUACCGUUUGAAAUGCGUGCAAUGAAUGAGUAUUUGAAGACCUAA